Molecule: messenger RNA, 1587 nt
Organism: Plasmopara halstedii
Lineage: Eukaryota; Oomycota; Peronosporomycetes; Peronosporales; Peronosporaceae
Product: translation initiation factor eif-2b subunit delta-like
Exons: 3
Coding region: 1-1587 (528 amino acids)
Source: RefSeq, a predicted model, not a curated record
AUGGCUGAAGGUCGAUCGCCUGUAAUGGAGCCCGGAGCCGAUCUCAAACAUCUUGAAUUAAUGCUAGACGAUAAAAAUCAUAAAAAGCGCAACAAGAAACAAGACAUGCCCUACGAAGGAAAACUUGAAGGCUGGUCUUCUGUUGACGAUUCCAUGGAAAAGCUCAGUCUCGACUCUGUGAACGAUAAAAAGACACUUUUAAAGGCUGAACGAAAGAAGCUUGCAGCUGAGGCUUUUGCUAAAGCUGGAGGCGUGCCAAAGCGAGAAAAACGCACUAAAGCUGAGCGUCGAGCACAACAAGAGGCAAGUCGACAACAGAAAGAAGUUAAUAAUUCUAAAGUGAAGAAAGCAGAGACUGCUGGAGUACCAAACGCUACCCCAGUGAACGUACGACUGCAAUAUGAUGAUGCCAAAAAGAUUGCAAGACGCUCGAAAGCCGCUGUUGUCGUGCGUACACAGGCCCAGAAACAGGUGGAAAUGUUUGCACACUUGCCUCAGUACGAACGCGAGAGUUCCUUAUCUCUAAACGUUGGCUUCUCUACCAAGGAAGAUAUUCACGCAGCUGUGCUAGCUCUUGGUCUUAAGUACGCAGAAGGACGGAUCUCUGGCAGCAAUGCGCGGUGUAUUGCAAUGAUCACAGCGUUUGACCAAGUUAUUGAUGAUUAUGUGACGCCACCGGAGUCACAGCUUCGACGAGAUCUCGAUAAGCGUUUGCGGCCGUUAAUUCAGUAUCUUAUUGAUUGCAGACCACUCAAUAUUGGUAUGGGCAACGCAAUUCGUCGACUGCGUCGAGUUAUUGGCUCGACGCCACCUGAGCUUAGUGAAGAAGAAGCCAAACGGCGAAUUCGCGACGAAAUGGACGACUACGUACAGAGUCGCAUAUUGCUGGCUUCGCGUGCGGUCGUGAAGAUUGCACAGUCGAAACUUAAUCCAGGAGACGUCAUUUUGACGUACGCGCGAGCAAAUGUCGUUGAAGAGUUACUGCUUGAGACGGCCAAGACAGCGCCAGAAACAGCUGCAACCCUGCGCGUGAUCGUUGUGGAUUCCCGACCGCAUUAUGAAGGUCGAAAACUCGUCGGCUCCCUCGCCGGCGCAGGUCUUCAGUGUUCUUAUUUGCAGAUCAAUGCGCUGUCAUACAUUAUGCGCGAGGUCACCAAAGUGUUUCUCGGCGCCUCGGCUUUUAUGAGCAACGGAGUAGCUGUGGCUCGCGCGGGUACGGCUUUGGUGGCUAUGACGGCUCAUGAAGCCAAUGUCCCCGUUCUAUUUUGUUGCGAAACGUACAAAUUCUCGGAUCGUGUACAAUUAGACGCAAUCACGCACAAUGAGCUAGGUGAUCCGGACGAUCUCGUAUCUUCUUAUUGCAUUGACAAGCGACGUCGUACUGGCCGCAAUGUGACAUCCAGCGGUCACAUUUUGUCCGACUGGCGUGAUCUUGUUGACCUCAAACUUCUUAACCUCGUGUACGACGUGACUCCGAUCGACUACGUGUCGAUGGUCAUCACAGAAGUGGGCAUGAUUCCACCUACGUCUAUCCCUGCUAUAAUGCGUGAAUACUCUCGUGAUGGCGUCGUUGAAGGAGUGCUUUAG